AAAAUUGCAUACUUUUAGCAAGAUGAAUAUGCAAAUUAAAAAGAAAUGAAUGUCAUUGAAAGCUGGAUCACUAAUUCUUCACACGGACUUCUCCUAGCAUGGAAUGACUAUGAAGGUUUUUCAGAUACUCGUAUUGUUGGUCUUGUUGGCUGUCAAGGAUGGCCAAGCCAAGGUGGAACCUCUGGAAUACCUACCAACGGAACUCCAGGGCUACCUGGACGACUGCCGUUCUGUCGGAGAUCUCAGAAACCAGACAGGUCAGAUAGUCUUUUGGAGAUCCAUUCAAAUGUAUAUAUCGAAGUUUGCUGAAAGUGCUUCAAAUAUUACCAUGUCGGAGAAGAAGCUGUUUGAGUCUACGUUGUACGAGAUUUUAUGGCCUUUAUUAGAACCCAAGGCAAGACGUAAACGACAGGCACCAGAGAUUAGAGUGAGGCAGGAAAUUCGUAGCUUAACAUUUACUGCAAGGCAAAGAUACUUCGCUGCCGUUAAUCAAAUGAAGAGAGAUAGGAGAUUAAGACCGAAUGUAUAUGACUUUUUGGCGGGGCUACAUCGGGGUCAGAAUAUUGGCCGUGCUCAUGGUGGUCCGGCGUUUCCAUCUUGGCAUCGACUGUACCUCUACAUAUACGAAUCCAUUUUGCGGCGAUGGUAUGAUUCUACUGUCACAGUUCCUUACUGGGCAUCAGUCUUAGAUAACGAUAUGCCUGAGCCAACACGGUCUGUUAUUUUCAGUACUGAAUUCUUCGGCAACGGGUUUGGUAUUGUGCAAACAGGGCCUUUCAGGGACUGGAGAUUUCUUCCCGGUCAACCAGUCAGAAGAAAUAUUGGAGGCACUCGACUUAUGUCAGACACUGUAGUUCAGAGAAUAUUAACUCGAAGGAGGAAUUCCGAAAUACUUCCACCAACUGCCCUUCCUGCUUUCGACUUGGAAGCAGAACAUGGUUUUCCCCAUGUCUACGUUGGGGGAACGAUGAAUAAUCUCAAUACGGCUGCAUUUGAUCCCCUGUUUUUCAGCCAUCAUGCGUACGUAGACUACAUAUGGGAACUGUUUAGAUUACAACAACGUGACCAAAUUCCGCAAAUAAACCCAGAAACUGAUUAUCCUUUCGAUGUUAAUGAUCCCCGUUUCCGUCGAUCUCACCAUCCAAAUGCUAAUGCAGGAUUUGUAUCAGUCGACAGCGUCACAGUUCUUGGCAUACCGUUAGCUGCUCUCACACAACGGGUAGGGUAUAGCAACGAGUUUUUCAAUCUGGUGCAGUAUAUAGACACACCUGAAUGUCCAAACUGUGACAAUUCUCCUUUUCUGUACUGUGAGCCUAGCAUAGAUCGAUGUGUUUCGAGAGAUAUCAGCGUACUGGCAGGAUUAUCUCGCGAUAACACCACUCAAACGACCACGCAAAUUCCUUCAGCAACCCCUGAAGCAACUGAAGUUACCACACAGGCGACACAACAGACGACGACAGAGAGUGCAGCCACUGAGAGUGCAGUCACAGAGAGUGCAGCCACUGAGAGUGCAGUCACAGAGAGUGCAUCGACAGAGAGUGCAGCGACAGAGAGUGCAGCGACUACUAAACCUAGCGUCACAUCAAACCCGUACCAACCAACUAACAACGGGGGUAACUGCGAGAGACAACCAUUUAUACAUGACGUCGAUACUAAACAGAUGGGACGUUCGGGUGACUGGGUCUAUAUUCCGGUGAAUAUUGUCUCAAAGAGACCACCUUCUUUAAAAGGCUAUAGGGAAUAUUCGCUGUACAAGACACAAACCAAACUGACAAAUCAAACCUCUAUCGGGUAUAAAUAUGAAUUUAUGCAAGCGGACUGGCAGUACGUGUACGAAGGAUGUAACAAGAAGCAAGAUGUUGUGGGUAAAAUUAACGUAAUUUCCUGGGGUCUCAAUUAUGACGGAUAUGCGGAAGAAUAUGUAAUUAACGAUAACAGAUAUGGUGUGUCACAGGGUAAUGGGUAUUUGCCUGUUAAAAAGCCGUCUGCUUACAAUCCAUCUGAAUUUAUAACCGUUGCGUACGAUUCUUGUGGAAGGGUAUGCAAACCCUAUAGCAAUGAUAAGAAUAACGGUAAUAUCAAUGGUCAUUUUGGCGGUGGUUUCAGAGUAUCUAUUGAUAGUCCUAAGCAGUACUCAAAUUCCUAUGAAGAGGCGAUGCUAGGGAUGUGGGAGAUUACCUCACCCUCUUUCAGCCCAGUCAUAGAUUACGGUGAUAUACCAAUAACAUUCUACUGCGGGUACAAUGAUGAAUGGAUAUGGGACAAACCGCCACCACAAACACAACCACCACAAACACAACCACCGCAAACACAACCACCACCAACACUACCAGCUUUCCACUACCAGACACCUACGUAUGAUGGACCCGGUGUUAAAGUUCCAAAACAACCAGCGUCUUAUGGAGGCUCUACGGGACAAUCAUGUGUUGUGGCAACGGACUGCACUAUAGAUGUACCAUGUAGGAAUUGUGCGGACUUCGACUAUGAAUACUGCAGAGGCGAGAAGAAGAUAGCAAUAUGCAUCUACGGACAAUUUUCCGUGACGGCUACAACUAACGCGCAUUUGAAACACUUUUAUAGCAAUUAUUGAAGCAUAUUUUAAAGAAAUGGUUACAUGCUCUUAUAGCUUGUUACACGAAUACAUUUCAAGUAUAUUUUUGAAAGUUGUUUAAUAAUUCAGACAUUUUAUAAAUACAGACCAGGUUCAAAUUUUUUCUACAUUAGUAAACUUCUUAUAAUUUGUCACUUGCCCAUAUAUCGGCUAAAUUGUGAUCACAUCGAAAGGCAAUAACUCUCUUUGCAAAAGAAACACUUUGCCUGUUACUAGUGCAGUCUUGAACCAAACUUAGUGCAUUGGUCAAUGAAUAAUCUAUACAGUUGAUGCAAGUUGUUUUAGUUAUGAUAGUCUAGAAUAAAUAAUCCCCAUUUUCCAAUAAUAUUCCAUUAUAAACCACAAAGUGACUUUUUGAAAAAAAAGCAUUUUUAUGAAAUAAAACAUUGCGUAAAGUAAUAAAGAACACGUUUGGCUAUCUUUUUUAUCAUAUCUAAGGCUUAUUUAAUCUUAACAAUUGACACAUAGUUUUACAGACCUUGUGAAAAUUAUAUGCAUAUAUGUGAAUUGACAGACGGAUAUACCCCGUUAACUCUAAAAAAAGGUAACAAAAUUGAAACAAAUCAUUCUUAAAAAAUCUUUGACACUGUUAUCUCAAGCAGCGAUUACUAGCAGUCAUGUGAAUAGGUUGGACUAAGAAUUUUGGGUACAGGGUAACCAUAGCUAUAAAUCUUUUUCAACAAUUAGCAAUGGACAAAACAUCCGAUUAGAUCUUAAAUUUUAGAAAAUAAAAUUUCUUAAAAUUUCAUGAAGUGUUAUGCGGCAACUUAAAGCCAAUGAAAGAUUCAUCUUGUUUAGGGAUUUAAGUGCUCCAUCGCUGGGAAGCGAUACACCUUCAUUUUCAUAACAGUCGAACUUUUAAGUACCAUUACUUAUUUUCCAGCCUUACUGCGCCGACUGUCUUUUUUAAGAUUGUUCUAGUAUCUAACAAAGAUGAUCUGAUUCCCUAAACAUUGGGCACAGCUUGAGUCAAGACAGUAUUAAUCAAAAUUGAAAGAGUUAUAUUAUGCGCCUUUUAUGUUUCUGAUAUAAUGAAUACGGAUCGAUAGAUCAUGUUAAAUUUUCGCCAUUUUGUAAUAAUUAAAAACAUUUAAAACAUGCAAAGUAUCGUUUCUUUUGCAAAUGUAAUAAUUGAUUUUUAUUGUUUUAAGCUGGCUUUAAAACAGAAAACAAAUAACGCAGUGCGUGUUAUACCCUAUCCUUGCUUUACUUUAAAUCCAUGGUCAUGAACGGAAAAUUAUUCUAACCAAUUAAAAUCGUGUAUUUUCCUCACCUAAAACUUACAGUCCGGUAAUGGGAACUAGGCAUUUUGAACAUAAUUUAUCUUCUUUCGUUGUCUCUAUAUUUUUCAUCACACAGACAUUCCAGGUAGUUUAUGUCUUCGUCAAAUUACAAAGGAAACUUGGAUGAACUUCCCUCAAACUUCAUGUCUAGAUGAAAACUUACAGACUGGUUGACUGAAAAUGUAUGCCAUUCGUUAUUUCAGCUAUACGCGUACGCCUUUGUGUAUAUGCAACAUGUAUGUAUAAUGUGAUUGUUUCAGAUUGAAUAAACAAUAUAAAUGUGUA
Messenger RNA from Mercenaria mercenaria, 4179 nucleotides. RefSeq lists its product as uncharacterized. Lineage: Eukaryota; Metazoa; Mollusca; Bivalvia; Venerida; Veneridae. The transcript is spliced from 6 exons. Gene Ontology annotation, molecular function: oxidoreductase activity. The record is from RefSeq and is a predicted model, not a curated record. The coding region runs from base 104 to 2590 and encodes 828 amino acids.